CUCUCUCUCUCUCUCUCUCUCUCUCUCUCUCUCUCUCUCUCUCUCUCUCUCUCUCUCUCUGAACGCAACAGCUGCAUUGUGAGUGAUUUGCAAACAUUGAAAGCAAGGCAUUUUGUCCGGCUAACAAUUGGCUAACUCAGCUCAUCAUACUUCCAGAGGGAAAUAACAUUCUUUCAAGACAUUAUUAGUUCUAAUAGCGAUUAUUUUAGCACAAAAUAAGAGUCCCUGACGAAGUCUGAACACAAUGGUAGGCAUGGAGGGUUUUGCCUGUCAGGACAAUUUCUCUGUGUGAAUCACCUGAAAUCAACUGAUAGAGUUUUGCUCCCAAGCAUCUAGCAGUGACUGGUAAGCCCCAACUGCUUCUAUGGUACAUAAUGGAUCAUAGGGGCUUACUUAAACUGUAUGCAAAUACACUUAUUUGAAGCCCAAGAAAACCAUUUAGAGAGUUCCAUGGAAGGGUUUAGAGUAUUUGGGAUUUUUUAAUCUCUUGAACGUGUCCUCCAUGAGCAACUCUUCUAUAACUCCUAACAACAUAUUGUUUCAUUAAAGUAUCCAACACCUGAAGCAAAAUAAGAAAAAAAUAUAUAAAUAAAUUCCAAGCGCUGCUGAAAUGCCUACCCACCUAUUGAUCCCAUAUGUUGAAAGUCCUGAUGGACUAGGCCAUGACCUCCUUAGCCACAGUAGUGCAAGUAUGCCUGGUACUGGAUCUAGCAUGACGCCUCACGCCAGCUCAGUGGAAAAAACAGACUUGCAGACAGAAAGAAGCCUACCUCUAGACUGCAUGUUUUGUGAGGAGACUUUCAUACAUCAUGAAGACCUGGGACCUCACCUUCUCUCAGAGCAUCCCACAACAUUCCAUGCUCCCGCAGUGCUGCGUGUUGAAGCGGAGUUCUUGACUCCUAGUGAGAGGGCUCGUUCUAAGACCAGCCAAGCUGUGGAAAAGAAUGAGGAGCUCUGUUGCGUUGUGUGUGGUCAGGCCAUUGCAGAUGCAACGGAGUUGGAAACCCAUAUGCGAAAGCACAAGGACUCUUUCACCUAUAGCUGUAGCCUGUGUGGACGGCGUUUCAAAGAGCCUUGGUUCCUCAAGAACCACAUGAGAACCCAUGGUGGAAAGGCAGGGUCUAAAAACAAAAAUCAGGACCUGGAGACCCCAGCCACCAUCAAUGACAUAGUCCAAGACCAGCUCCCAUCAUCUGUGAUCACACCUUACAAAAUGUGCAUGGUUUGUGGCUUCUUCUUCUCUAACAAAGAAGUUCUGACUAAGCACAGUAAAGUUCACAAUCGUGAACCAGAAGUGGACGAGAACACCUCUGUCAGCAGCCAACUUGCUGAGGAGGAUCCUGAGUCUAAGGAGGCUUUUUUGCAAACCCUGCAGUUGCAUGCAUCUGGAGACAAAGCUAAACAGAACCACUCGUCUGGACGCUGGAUAUCUCAACUUGACCCUUUCAACACAUACCAGGCUUGGCAGUUGGCCACCAGGGGCAAGUUAGCAGCAGGUCCAAACUUGGCCAAGGAGCUCAACGCAGACUCCAACUCUGACAACGAGGACUCUGGUUCUGACAAAGAGGAACUGGGUGCCAUCUGGGCUUCAAACGGUGGCGAUAAGCCCAGACGAGGUCUGAGAGUUGAAAUCAAGCCGACAGCUGAGAGCCCUUCCCCAUCUCCAGAGCAAAAAGGGCUGAUUCGUAAAGACAAGCCAACAAGCUGUGAAGAGUGUGGCAAGAUCUUCAGGACUUACCAUCAGCUGGUCCUCCACUCUAGAAUCCACAAGAAGGAGAGGGGGGGAGCAGAGAGCCCCACCACACCUGUAGAGGGGAGGGCCCAAAGUGUGGGCUCAUGUAGCAAUUCUUCUCUUGACCGAGCCGAGGAGUAUUCCGAGGAUGGCUCUGAAGAGGGAAUGCCAGUUGACUCCUUUAAUCCAGAUAAAAGUGAGGAUGGCUCAGGUAAAAUGAAGCUCAAAAUUCUUGCGCCAAGAAAAUGCAGUUACUGUGGGAAGACUUUCCGCUCUAACUAUUACCUCAAUAUUCAUCUCAGGACACACACUGGUGAAAAACCUUAUAAAUGUGAAUACUGUGACUAUGCCGCGGCACAGAAAACGUCUUUGAGAUACCAUCUAGACAGACGUCACAAGGACAAGCCUUUCACAGAGAUCCCAAACAUUCCUUCUAGAAACCAUAUCAAGACCAUUGACUCCCCCAAGAAUUUAGAUGACAAAAAGGCCUUUAAACCUGCCAAGCAAUGGCUUGCUCCUAAACCUCUCCCUGCUAUUGUUAAACACGAACCUGGCAAGAGCCAGCCAAUCACUAACAGCACCAGUCCUUCCAUUCAAGUGAAGCAUGAGCAUAUAAGUUCUCCUGUGGUGGCUCCAUACACCCCUGCCAGUGAGGUCAGCAAAAAGUGCCCCUUACCAGUAAACCUAAAGAUGGAGGAGAAGGAGGCUUUCGAGGCACCAUUGAAUUUGUCCCUCAAAGUGUCUCUUUCUGUAUCUGCUACCUCAGUGGAGAGGAACCUGUUACUGACCAACACAUGUACCUCUUGCUCUUAUAAAACCCUCUACCCUGAAGUUCUUCUGAUGCAUAAGAAGCUCAUCCACAAGGAGAAAUUGGACGUUAAGAAGAACGGAUACAGGGGACCUCAAAAGCAGAAACGAUACACUGGUUGCCCCCCAGCUCUGGAGGGCAAAGACGUCACUCCUUUGCCCCAAAUCAACAGGAAACAUCCCCGCCGGACAAAAUCCCCACUACGCCAGCAAGAAAAACCUGGGGAGAAGGCUUCCAAACAUCCUCAAACGUCUAAGAUUUCUCCCACCAAAGAACGCUCGAGAGAUCAGCACCAGGAGAGACAUAGAGGCAGGGAAUCGGAUGUACCAACCAGCUCGCUAUCCAGAAUCCCAGAACGUGCUGCAGAAUCAAGCAGGAAAUUAAAUGCACCACUGGUAAUCGAUCGAGAUAUGUCCAAGCAGAGACCUGGCAUGGAUCAUCAGAGGGCAAGUAUGGGCAAAAACGGAAUGGUUUGGCCCACAGAUCCAGGCAGACUUUGCCUGUCAGACCGAUUCAGAAACCUGACGCAAAUGGACUUCGGUGAACCCUCUAGUAAAAGACAGAAGUCCUUUGAGCCUCUACAUGCUGCUUCUGGGCGGCACAGAGAGAACUUCAACAGGCCAGUGCCUUACGGAAGAAAUAUGAAAAUAUCACUCCAGACGAAUUCCCCCGUAGCUCCUGUUAAGGUGACUCCAGCGACGUCUAGCAGCAGCUUGCAAGCGGACUGGAAUGUCAUCAACUUGCUGGGCACCUACACACCCAACAACUUGACCUCACUCUAUCAUCCCACCACUGCAAGUUCCAGUCAUGGUGUCAUGGCAUCACCUGUGACAGGGAAUAGGUCCAUGAUUGUCCCUCAUUACUCCACUAGCAUGAGAAUCCAAACCAGCCCUCUUUGUAACGAACGCUGUGGACCUUCAGAUAAGAGCUCUUAGAACUUUCCAAGCUUUGAAAUACACAGAGAAAACGAUGAUGCCGUCACCAACGUUGUGGACCUCAGCUGGGAGGAAAGUUUAAAUGACUUGAUGUUGCUCUGGGUGUUCGUCAGACACUACCGCUACAGGGUUCAGCAUAUUGGAAGGAUGAACUGUGAGAUAUGGGCCUUGGACUGAACUUUGACUACAGCCUUGAACAGUGUUGUUUUGAUUCAAAUUGCAUUCCAUUAUGGCAAUAGUUCUAUCUGCAGUGCACUUAACACAACGCCGAAUGUCGGACGCAUCCCUGUUUACUGUGCAUGACGGUUGGUUUUGGGUCGGUGGUUUUUGAAUGCCUAAAUACUAAUGACAACACAAAAUCAAGCAAGUGCCUCCAUUUACAUUUAUUAAAAGCCUGAGUGCUUUAUACGAGUGGACGACACAGCACAAAUAAAAGGGGGAGUGAUGUUUUUGAUUGUUUGUAUUGUUAAUGUUUAACAUCUCUUCUCACGAUUUAUAGGUCAACUUUACGCUAUGCAGAAAAUGGAAUUUCCGAAGUUCAAAACCUUCUUGUUUGUACAAAUUUAGCUGCUGUGUUCAAGCAAUGGUGACAUACUGUGCUGUCAGUACAUUUAAAAAUAAAAGAAAUGCAGGGACUGCGUGGAACCUUUUUCACUGUGACAAAAAAACAUUCAGGAUUGACGAAAUGCAUAACUGUGAUCCCGCCACUGCCAAGCAGUUCUGUCGAAUGUGUGGUGAGCAUUUAUGUUUAUUUGUUGUUGUUUGUUACUUUUUCAUACACCUGAAUGUUUUUGUUCUUGUGUGGUUUUUUACUUAAUAAUCAAUGAUGUGUAUUUAUUUUCAGAUAAGCGUGUUGCUUCAUUAGGUUGUCAUUGCGUUUGUGUGGAUAUGUUUUUGAUUUUGUCUCGAAACCCAUGCAAUGGUGGCUAAAGCGUGUCAUGGUUUCAGUUACAGUCGGUGUUCAAGAUACUAGCGUAUGUUUAGCCACCAGAGAGUUAAAUUAUUUUGUCAUAUUUAAGGGGCUUUCAUGAGCUGAAGCAAAUGCAUCAUAUUCAUUUGAUAAUAAACUUGAAACAUGUUUUUUUUUUUCUUUCUUUCUUUUGCUUCACUUUAUUACUGGAAAACUGAGGAAUUGCCCCUUUUUUGGUUCUGUUAGCAAGUCUAGUUUGGCUAACUGAACUGGUGGCUGUCAUUGUGUUUUCUGAUAAUGGUACUGGUAAGUCAAAAACCCGAUGCUCCUUUAUGCUGUAUCUUAUCAACAACUUAUCAAAUGCAAGUUUUUUUUUCUUGCCCCCUCUCAGUAUUUUGACUUGUGAAACUUUUUAAACACUGAAUUGGGUUAGCGUACUGUAGGUAGUUUGGUUUACAAGUAGUUACCGCCAUGUGUAAAUAUGUGUUUGUAGUUAUACUAAUAUUUGUUCCCUUUUUUCUUUUUUUUUUUCCCUUU
Molecule: messenger RNA, 4922 nt
Organism: Myxocyprinus asiaticus (Chinese sucker)
Lineage: Eukaryota; Metazoa; Chordata; Actinopteri; Cypriniformes; Catostomidae
Gene: znf217
Product: zinc finger protein 217
Exons: 6
Coding region: 611-3475 (954 amino acids)
Biological process (GO): regulation of DNA-templated transcription
Cellular component (GO): nucleus
Molecular function (GO): DNA-binding transcription factor activity, RNA polymerase II-specific; RNA polymerase II cis-regulatory region sequence-specific DNA binding
Source: RefSeq, a predicted model, not a curated record